AUGGAACAAAUAAAACGUCAACGAACUAACAAUGUGAACAACUAUGAUAAUAAUAAAAAACAAAAGAUACAAGCUGAAACGAAUGGGUGUUUAUCAAAAGAAUGCGUCACAUGUUUUGAAGAUCUUUCAAAUGAAUUAAUCUAUGAAAUAUUUGAAUUAUUAGAUUUUCAUUAUGUUUAUGAUGCUUUUUAUUCACUUAAUACACGAUUUCAUAAUCUUAUAGUUAAUUCAACUCUCCCAAUUGAAGUUAAUCUUUCGUCUAUAUCAAAAUCGACAUUUCAACGAUUCAAUAAAGAUAUUAUUCUACCAAAUAAACAUCGAAUUCAUUCACUUCAUCUAUCAAAUCUAUGUUUAUAUGAUGAUAUAUCUUCACCAAUUCAUAUUAUGUCCGAUUUCCUACAUCUUGAAACGCUUAGUCUUAAUAAUAUAGAAUUAAAAUAUCUUGAAUAUCUCCUUGGUACAUUAGUUUCUUUACCAUGUCUUUCUUCAUUAUCUAUCGUAUCUGCAGACUUUAUUCUGAAUAAGACGCCUAUUUAUUAUCAGGUAGUCCGUCUACCUGCAUUGAAAUAUUGUAGUUUAUCAUUGAAAGGAUUAUCUUACAAUGAAUUAUUCUCGCCGACCAUCGAUGAAUACAGUCCUAUCGAGUACUUAAUCAUCAGUCAUGAUAUACCCAUCGAUCAACUGUAUAAUUUAUUAUCAUAUGUUCCAAAACUUCGACGUUUAUGUGUUUAUUGUGUAAUCGAAUCUUCGUCGAAAUAUAUAAAAACAUCUCUACCUGUAUUACCUUAUUUGACACAUGUGUCACUUGAUCUUAGCUUUAUAAGCUUCGAUGUAUUUGAGCAAUUGGUCAUAGAUAUUUUUCGUCUGGUGCAAAUUUUACAUAUUUUCAUACGUUUUAAUUCCGAUCAAAUGUAUACAAAUGCUAAUAGAUGGGAACAAUUGAUAUUAUCUCAUAUGCCAAAUUUACGUAUAUUUGAUAUUCGACAUGAAGGUUGUUCGGACGAUAUUACUAAUGAUAAUCAAGCAAUAUCGAAUACUGUGAUUGAUAAUUUUUCAUCUUCAUUUUGGAUCAAACGGCAAUGGUUUGUUGCACAACAAUAUUAUGAGAAACUAUAUAAAGAUCAUACAAUUAUCUACUCAACUGAUCCAUAUAGGAGAAAAUAUUAUACAUUAUGUAAUCAACUUCAUCAAUCAACUUGUUUAAAUUCUAAGGAAACUCAUUUGCAAUCUGUUCAACAUCUUCAAAUUUACGAUGAACAACAAACAAUCAAUUGCAAAUAUUAUUUUCCAAAUGUUACUAUACUUACUUUUAAAGAAGGGUUUUCAAUUACUCAUAAUUCAAUUGUGUUCAUGCUUAAUCAUGUUAUUCCUUUAAAACAACUUACUAAAUUAAUUAUUAAAUGUGAUCAUCUUUCUUUGAUAAAAUUAAUUGAAUUAUUAUGUUGGACUCCUCAGAUUCACACAUUAGUAUUUGAAUCUAUGUCACUUCAUGGAGUUAGUUAUAAUUCUAUUCAACAAAAUCAAUUAUUUCAACUGGUAUCCAGUACAAAUACUAUUACAAACGUGACUUUUAAACCAAGAUGUACAUUAGAUAAACUUCAGAUACUUGUUGCUUUAUUCUCUCGAAUCCAACGUCUUACAAUAAAUUUCCAUACAAAAGAUUUAGAAUCAUGUGUACGAUUUCUACUAGAGAAAACAAAUCGAAAUACUAGUCAUUUAUAUUCAUUACGUCUUUUAUGGGUAGACACGAUUUGGCUUACAAGAUUGGAAACCUUAAUCGUAUCCGAUAUGUUUCUUGAUGAUUAUACGUUAAAAAUGAUGAAUAAAGAUCUAUAUUUAUGGUGGUAG
Messenger RNA from Adineta steineri, 1848 nucleotides. NCBI's taxonomy places the organism in Eukaryota, Metazoa, Rotifera, Eurotatoria, Adinetida, Adinetidae. The record is from the annotation of a GenBank genome assembly.